This is a messenger RNA of Neltuma alba, 750 nucleotides long. Its product is annotated as putative calcium-transporting ATPase 13, plasma membrane-type. Gene Ontology annotation, cellular component: plasma membrane; intracellular membrane-bounded organelle. NCBI's taxonomy places the organism in Eukaryota, Viridiplantae, Streptophyta, Magnoliopsida, Fabales, Fabaceae. The record is from RefSeq and is a predicted model, not a curated record. Bases 1 to 750 code for a protein of 249 amino acids. Gene Ontology annotation, molecular function: P-type calcium transporter activity. The transcript is spliced from 2 exons.
AUGUCGAAGGCAUUUUUGCCAGAUAUGGAGACAAUACAGACACUUCUGCAUGCCCCAAAGAAUCUUAGCAAACCCAACAAAAAAUGGCGCUCCGCAUUCGUUAGUAUAUAUUGUUACAGAGCUCUCUUGUCUCACUUCAAAUCCACUUUGCUUCCCUCCCGUACCACCAUCAAGAACAAGCCUAACCUGUCACCUUCUUCCUCCUAUACUGUUAUCGAUUUAGACACAGAUUAUUCCUUCUUCAGUGUUAGCCAAACCACACUCACCAAUCUCGUGAAGGAGAAAAAUGAAGAGACCCUGCAAAAUCUUGGUGGGGUGCAUGGCGUGGUCUCCGCUCUAAAAACCGACAUUGAAAAUGGAGUCAAAGGCGGUGGUGAUGAUGAUGAUCCCAGUGACGUCAUGCGACGGCGCGACGCAUUUGGAUCUAACACCUAUCCCAAACCACCUACGAGAGGUUUCUUUCAUUUUGUUAGUGAGGGCUUCAAGGACCCCACCAUUCUCAUUCUCUUGGUUUGCGCUGCUCUGUCUCUUGGCUUCGGCAUCAAAGAGAAUGGAAUCAAAGAAGGCUGGUACGAAGGUGGAAGCAUCUUCGUUGCUGUUUUUCUAGUCAUUGCUGUAUCUUCCAUCAGUAACUUCAGACAGAGCAGACAAUUCGACAAGCUGUCCCAGGUUAGCAAUAACAUCCAAGUAGAUGUUGUACGAAGUGGUCGCCGAUGGCUUGCUCCUGGAAGGCCAUUCUCUGCAAGUUGA